Candidozyma auris is the source of this 1332-nucleotide messenger RNA. RefSeq names its product amphiphysin (gene RVS167). Lineage: Eukaryota; Fungi; Ascomycota; Pichiomycetes; Serinales; Metschnikowiaceae. Gene Ontology annotation, biological process: plasma membrane tubulation; actin cortical patch localization; endocytosis. Bases 1 to 1332 code for a protein of 443 amino acids. The transcript has a single exon. The record is from RefSeq and is a predicted model, not a curated record. Gene Ontology annotation, molecular function: protein binding; lipid binding. Gene Ontology annotation, cellular component: actin cortical patch; medial cortex; Rvs161p-Rvs167p complex.
AUGUCAUUCAAGGGGAUAAAGAAGUCAGUGUUGCGUGCCCCGCAGAAUUUCCGGCAAAAGCUCAACAUGGGUGAAAUCACCCAGGAUCCCGUCUACGCCGAUGCCGAGAGAAGAUUCAAGGAGUUGGAGUUGGAAACGAAAAAACUCAGUGAGGAGUCGAAAAGGUACUUUGCUGCCGUCAAUGGCAUGCUUGACUACCAGAUUGACUUUUCCAAAGCCAUUGAGGAGAUUUACAAGCCCAUAAGCGGGAGGUUAUCAGAUCCCAGCGCCACUGUUCCCGAAGACAACCCACAAGGUGUGGAGGCCACGGAGCAGUAUAGAGAAGUGGUAAGGGAGUUGAAGGAAACAUUGCAGCCUGACCUUGAGCUUAUUCAAAAACGUAUUGUGGAUCCAGCCCAGGAGCUUUUGAAGGUGAUCCAGCUGAUCAGGAAGAUGGCCACCAAGAGAGACCACAAACAGGUGGAUUUGGAUAGACACAAGCGCACGUACAAGAAGUACGAGGACAAGAAGGAGAGAACAGCCAAGGACGAGGAGAAAAUGUACAAUGCUGAGGCAGAGGUGGCGGUGGCCCAAGAAGAGUACGACUACUACAACAACAUGUUGAAAGACGAGUUGCCCACGUUGUUCUCCAUGCAGCUGGAUUUCAUCAAGCCUUUGUUUGUGUCGUUCUACUACAUGCAAUUGAACAUUUUCUACACGUUGUACAGCCGGAUGGAGGAGUUGAAGAUCCCCUACUUUGACUUGAACUCGGACAUUGUCGAAGCAUACACCGCGAAAAAGGGUAACAUCGAAGAGCAGACAGACGCCAUUGGCAUCACGCACUUCAAAGUGGGCCACGCCAAGAGCAAGUUGGAGGCGACCAAGAGAAGACAUCAGAUGAUGGCUGGAGGUGGUCCCGGGUCGUCGUCGAGCGGUGCCACAUCUCCAUCGACCACUAGCGCACCUGGAGAGGGACUCCCCCAGUACACUCCGGGCCAGAUGGGCAACAACUACGGCUACGGCAACGAGAAGGCCCAGUUCCAGCAACCGCAGUACGGACAGCCCGGAGCUCAGUACGGACAGCCAGCGGCACAACAACCGCAGUAUGGGGUGCCCCAGCCAGCAGCAGCGGUUCCAGGAGCACCAGCGCCGCCACCGUACGGUGGAGCACCAGCAGCGCUCCCUACGUGCACGGCGUUGUACGAUUACACAGCACAGGCACAGGGAGACUUGACCUUCACCGCUGGAGCGGUGAUUGAGAUCAUCGAGCAAGGCGAUGCCAACGGGUGGUGGACGGGCCGCUACAAUGGACAAACUGGAGCGUUCCCUGGGAACUACGUCCAGUUGAACUGA